GGGACGUCAUGCCGAAGCCACACACGGAGAUACGUUCUUCCCUGCCGGCCACCGCCCAGAAGUACCGGUGAGCCGCGUGACUCGGAAGCUUGUGUCGUCUGCACCCAUUCUUACGCGCCACACACAUCCACCACACCAGCAACGUGUCGGCUUAAAUCCCCACAGCGACGGCACUGCCCUUGCGUCCCGUCUGCCGUCCAUCUGUGUCUGUGUCGUGCACAAGCUCCUACACAAAUUGUGCCCGCAAUCGUCAUGGCCAGCACCCAGGCACGCGGCCGGCAGCCUCUGCUGGCUUCGGAACGGAUCGCAUGCAUCCAUCUACUUACAUGUCAAGAUGCCGGGUGA
Bipolaris victoriae FI3 is the source of this 345-nucleotide messenger RNA. RefSeq lists its product as hypothetical. The annotation marks the transcript as partial. NCBI's taxonomy places the organism in Eukaryota, Fungi, Ascomycota, Dothideomycetes, Pleosporales, Pleosporaceae. The record is from RefSeq and is a predicted model, not a curated record. The transcript has a single exon.